AUGCCUUUGUUUAGCCACUAUGGCAAUCUCCCGGACAGCUCCGCUCAGCUGUCCAUUCCCUCGCUGGUCUUUGCCAUUGCGACGCCGAUCGUGGUGAUCGCAAGAUUGCUGGGCCGUCGGUUCCUGUCCGGCCGCGUUGGAUCGGAUGAUUGGACUAUCCUGGUGUCUUGUGGCUUUGCGGAAAUAGUCUCAAUACAGAUGAUCAUCAUCUGCGGUUGGGCUUUUGGCAAGCAUACCGAUGACAUGCCCAAGGAAUUGCUUCUGAAAACAUUGAAGCUCUACUUUGUCGCCCAGAUCCUAUACAAAAUCAACAUCGGCCUGACCAAAAUCAGCAUCCUACUCCUGUACAUCCGUCUCUUCGUCCAUCGCUGGUUCCUCUUGAUCUGCUGGGUCUGGAUUGGCAUCAUCGUCUCCUUCACGCUCGGCACCGUCUUCUCCAGCAUCUUCCAGUGCACGCCGGUGCAAUGGGCCUUCGAUAAGUCCAUCCCAGGAGGCGGCAAAUGCAUCAACAUGACAGCCUUCUGGUACGCCAACGCGACAUUCAACAUCCUCAGCGACCUGGUCUUGAUCGCCCUCCCAAUCCCCGUGGUCAUCAAACUGCAACUGCCCCACAAAUCCAAAAUCGCCCUCUGCGGUAUCUUCGCCGUGGGCAUCUUCACCUGCAUUACCUCCAUCCUCCGCAUCACAACCCUCAACCUCGCCACAAACCACCUCGACACAACAUGGAACAGCAUCGGCUCGUCCAUGUGGACCGUCAUCGAGUCCAACCUCGGCAUCAUCUGCGCGUGCCUCCCCGCCCUGCGCCGCCCGCUCUCCUUCUUAUUCCCCCGGUUCUUCAGCAGAUUGAAUAAGAGCUCCGUGGCGCCGGCGUCGCGCGGGAACUCGUCGCGGCCGUUGGACUCAACCCCGAAGAAGGUCGAGGGAUGGAGUGUGCUCGAUGAGGCUGGAGCGGCGGAGGUGAGAGUCACGUCCGCGGCGGGUAUGCGGGACGAUGAACAUCAUGGGAUGGACAUGGACUUGGAUUCUCCGGGGAGAUGGGGGGAAAUUAGGAAGACUACGAAGGUGGUGGUGCGGUAUGAUGAGAUGGAGAGUGAGAUUGAGCUGGAGCAAAUAUGCCAACCGGCGUUAAUGGCGGUGGUUAGCGAUUGUCAAUCCAUGGUCUGGUGGAUUUUUUGGCCAGAAUACCCAGAGAAAUGA
Aspergillus clavatus NRRL 1 is the source of this 1197-nucleotide messenger RNA. RefSeq names its product putative plasma membrane protein Pth11-like. The record is from RefSeq and is a predicted model, not a curated record. The coding region runs from base 1 to 1197 and encodes 398 amino acids. Lineage: Eukaryota; Fungi; Ascomycota; Eurotiomycetes; Eurotiales; Aspergillaceae. The transcript has 5 exons.